CUUCGGUGCUGGUUCCGUUGCUUGCUUACCGUGGUUUUCUCCGCACCUUUCCGCCAUCGGCCGGGUAUUUUCACCGGAGGGGCCAAAUUCUCUUUCACUCUGGAGCAUGCAAUGCUACGAGAGAAUCCCGCAUGUAAAUGUAAUCGACCACACAAGCUCACUCAUCUACUUGCAGAAGCAUCACCGACGGAAAUUUCUGUUUUCUGUACAACAACCGCCACGGCGUCCGUGACCUCUGGCACUACUACAGACGACACGGGUAUCGAGUCUGCGGCUAGUCUCGGAGCUUCACCGACAUUGCCAUGCAGUUCCAAAUUGAUCCAGCAUGCUGAUAUUAAGCGGCCGCCUUGGAAUUCGGAGCAGCCCCCACCCAUCCCUCCAAAGGCCAAUAGGCGUGUUUUGAAUAGGCGCAUUUCUCCGGACCGUUCGUCGAUUUGCUCACGGUUUUGUGAGGGACCUCGUUUUCUUUCCUCUCCACGUCAGUUUUCCCCCACUGCGGCCGCUACCAACAGCCCACCCGCAACCCAACUCCACCCCAAUCGGCGGGAUGAUUGUCCAACCAUCGUAAAUGUCCAACCCAAAAGUGUCUCUGCACAAAAUUAUUCUGUCCCGCCGAAUACUGCCAGUCGGUCGCUGCGCCUCAAUAGACGAUGUCUUCACUCUACUAGUGAGGGUUCGCAGCCGUCCGGGAUUGCCCCUUUCAGAAGUUCCGAUGAGUGUGUACACAAUACCAACCAUCCGAACUCUAGGCGCGUCGAUUCUUCUGGCUACUCCGUUGCAGUAGGUGACCUAAGGCACUUUACACCGAGUUCCCAUCCAACGUCUUACGCGCAUUUGCCAGUCACAGAUGGUCUCGCAGAAUCUGGGACCAUGCGCCCUCCGUGUGUGUGUCAGUUAAACCGGCAUGUCCACACAAAAGCCCUCCCACCGAUACCCACGCAUGACCGACAUCGAACUAUCCGAUCUCUGACUACCUCUUCUUCAGAUCCACGACGCGACCAGUGGGUCGAUCCUUGUAGUGGGUACGGCCCCACCACAAACCGGUAUGGCGACGGAACCCAAAACCUUGCUUCCAAAUUGGGCUGCGGUGGUCUUCUGUGGAUUUCCUCCAGUUUCGUCCGUCUCUUUCGUUAUUCCACCAGCCGAGGAAAACUGCUGGAGAUCAAACGCAAACGACUAUUUUCGAGAUCCUCCGCGCAACGUAACACUACAACUGAGGCUACUACAUCUUCCCCUGGUGACCGAUGGCAAAGUGUACCACUUGCACGCGAGGGAGAGCGGGAAGUUGUCAGCGCCAACACACUUUCGGAACAUUUGAACAAGCUGAUUUCGACCAACACGGUGGCUUGUGGGGCUGCAAUAUGGGACAGACAAUCUCGAACCCCCUGUCCGAUCGAACUUCUGGAUAACGUGAACACAUCGUCUCAUUCAUCUCCCAUAUCAACCAAUGCUACAGCUGUGCAUUCCCCUCCUUCCAAUAAACACCUGCUCCCCUCGCCUACACCUAUUUCCAUAGAUCCUGACAUCUUCAGUGCACUGGCCCAAUGUCCUUGUUGUUCGUCAAAAUACGAUCAGUCCAAACUGACCUCGGUACAUUCGGUGUCGCAAAGUGGUCGAACCCAUCCUUUACCCCCUUCUCGAACGACGGAUACUCCCUCACGACAUAGCCUCAGCCUUAUUCGACCUCACUGUUGCGCGUGUCCAUCGGAUCCGCCCAAACCCUGUUCUUGUGUUCAGUCACUGCAGUUCAUUCCUAAUAACGCGUCCCAAGUAUCCUUGAAGUAUGAAAUUCCACACUGGGAACAUAACCAUGUUUCUUCGAUUUCCCAGGCUCACCCGUCAGAUAGUCACCCAACAUCGGCGUCACAAUUCCAUAGUAGACGCUGCGUCACGCCGUCGAAUCAGCGUCUUUCUGGAAUCGAUCCCUCGUUAUCGGACCGGCCGCAUCGCAAAGAAAACCGACUCCGUCGUCCUUUAACUGACCAUCGCCACUCCAAGACCACGCAUAGGAGAACUUCGGAACGUCUGUCCUCCUCUUCCUUGACUAGUUCCGAUGCUGAUCAACCAGACGAACUUCCUGGGGUCGGGGUGCCAUCCAGCAGCUCCAAGGUCCCUGCCACCUCUGAUCACCUCCACUGCAUCGGAUCUUCCCUUCCAACUGGUUUGGCUAACUCAGAGCUUACAUCAGGUACUGAAACCGUCCAACCAUGCCCUUCGUGUAUAUUUGCCGACCCUAGUUUACCACGACGUUCUCCAGGCCGUUCUUCCCUCCGAACGUCAGGACCAGUUGAUGGGACCGUGAUGAUUCCAACUGCUUUCGAUUUCGAACCCUCCCAACAGCAGAAAACCGUGUGUUUCGUGGACCCACAACACCAAGUACAUCAUCACGUGCACCAUAUCCACCAUGUGCAUCACGUCCACCAUCAUCACCAUCACCUCCAGCAACAGCAACUUGAUCGACCCAGCGAAUCAGCCACUCUACAGCAUGCUGGCAGCCCUCAGACACAAUACUGUGAUCGCUGCAUCCUUGACGGUACACCGGUCUCGUGUUGCUCACUCGAAGCGGGAGUGUGGCGCACUUCAACCGCUUCAUCCUGCCUGACCACACGUCUAACAACGACAGCCUGGCUAGCUCCCACACGUAAACUGCAAUCUCUGGCUUUCAUCUAUUCGGACUAUUACGUUUCUACAUUUGCAGAUGUUGCCGCCUCAACUGCUGGUAGCACCCGGUCGCGCAGCACCCCAAGCACGAUUCGAACCAACGGGACGUGUGCUACACAGGCCUACCCACCAGUCAGUCAUUCAACGGCCGCCUCUGCCUUGCCUUCACCGACCUCGUCUGUGCGCCGUUCUCCUCGAACAGCUUCCUCUCCGCCAUCUACACCCGUUACAGCUUCCUCCGCCGCAGUGGAUGUUCAGGCGGGUCGAUUGUCGUUUCAAAGAAGCAUGUUAGAACUCCGAAAGGUUGGAUGGUACUGGGGUCCACUCAGUUUCCGCGAAGCUCAAGUUCUCUUGGCCAAGCGACCGGACGGGACGUUUCUCGUUCGUGACAGUGGCCAUGACACAUAUAUACUAAGCCUCAGUUUUCGAGUUCGUGGCGAAACCUACCACACGCGGAUCGGACACAAUCAAGGCCGCUUCAGUUUCUGGUCUCAACCUCAGUCACACAGCGCGAGCACGAUGGUGGAGUUCAUUGAGAAGGCAGUCGAUCAUUCGAUCAGCGGUCAGUUUCACUACUUUCUACAAAACAUUGCUCAAGGCCAGCCGCCCGUCGAGGUCCCACUACUCUAUCCACUUUCCAGGUUCCAGGUGGUGCCAUCACUUCGGCACCUGGCUCGUUUCACCAUCCUCUCGUUUGUUCGCAGGGACCACAUCGACAAACUACCACUGCCUUCACGUGUCCUGACAUAUUUGAAAGAAAAACAGUAUUAUGUAGAAUCGUUGGAGGCGUUUGAAGAGGCUAUCCGCGACCGCAGCCCUUUAGAGUUCCGGCCACGUUCCGCAGAUGUCGCACCCAACGUUGAUCGGUCUAACUCCGACCGAUUGGCGAAUAACGUUUCAGAAACCGCGAUGGCUGAUGGAGGUGGGCCCCGUCCACCACCGAACACAUCCUGACAUAUGGCAAGAUACCUUCCUCCUCUGAGCUGCAAUAUUGUCCACCCCAUGCUCUGCUACUGAUAGACAGUCGUUCAUUUCCCUGUACGAGAUGUAAAAUGGAAAUAACCACUACUAUGGCUAUAUUAUUUUCCCCGAAUUUCGUCAUUUUCUCUCUUAGCAUCAUUAUCAUCUCAUCAAUAUUAUUAUUUCUUCGAUGCACAAGUUUUCUUUUUGUCUCUUCUUUGCCGCUCUCUUUCUCCCGUUCGGUAUUGCUACAACCCUGGAUCCCCCCCCCCUCCCCACCUACUCGUGUCACCAAUCUUUUUUUACCGUGAACCAAAAUGUGAAAGAGGCAAACGAUGAUCAAAUCCACGAACCCCGCUCAUUCAGACCUCCACUCCCCUACUUGAAUCGUGUUUUGUACAUAGGUCCCCUGCGCCAACCCUACUUCCUGCUCCUUCCACAACAUAUACAUAUAGGCAUAAUUUGAGCCGAUUCUUUGAAGACUUUUCGA
Opisthorchis viverrini is the source of this 4111-nucleotide messenger RNA. RefSeq lists its product as hypothetical. The annotation marks the transcript as partial. Gene Ontology annotation, cellular component: phosphatidylinositol 3-kinase complex. The record is from RefSeq and is a predicted model, not a curated record. Gene Ontology annotation, molecular function: 1-phosphatidylinositol-3-kinase regulator activity. NCBI's taxonomy places the organism in Eukaryota, Metazoa, Platyhelminthes, Trematoda, Opisthorchiida, Opisthorchiidae. The transcript has 8 exons. Gene Ontology annotation, biological process: intracellular signal transduction; phosphatidylinositol phosphate biosynthetic process.